GUAUAUUAACCUAAAACACAACCCAUUUAGAAAGAAAUAUAGGUAGGGUUUUUUCUUUGAAGUAAUCCAAAGAAAGAACAACAACAAAAACACAGCGAGCAGAGCACAUCACUACUUCCUACUUCCGCCGUCACCAUGGGUCGCAUGCACAGUGGAGGUAAGGGUAUCUCUUCAUCUGCUAUUCCAUACAAACGCACUCCUCCAACUUGGCUCAAGAUUUCUUCACAAGAUGUGGAUGACAAUAUUUGUAAGUUUGCAAAGAAGGGUCUUACACCUUCUCAGAUUGGUGUGAUUCUUAGGGAUUCUCAUGGUAUUGCUCAAGUUAAGAGUGUUACUGGCAGCAAAAUUCUUCGUAUUCUUAAGGCUCAUGGUCUUGCUCCUGAAAUUCCCGAGGAUCUCUACCACCUUAUCAAGAAGGCUGUGGCUAUUCGUAAGCAUUUGGAGAGGAACAGAAAGGACAAAGACUCCAAGUUUAGGUUGAUUUUGGUCGAGAGCAGGAUCCACAGACUUGCUCGUUACUACAAGAAGACAAAGAAGCUCCCACCAGUCUGGAAAUACGAGUCUACAACUGCCAGCACCCUUGUGGCUUGAUCUUGGUGGUUAAAAAUGAUGCUAGCUUCAGGGCAGGGUAGGGCUAGCUGGGUUAUGGUCAGAACUUUACCUUUUCCAUAGGAAGUGCUGUAGUCGGACUCGAGAUCUUCUAUUUCAUACUUGGUUAAUUUUUGUGCCGGAAGGCCUUCAAAAUUUAAUUUUGUUCUCUUGAGAUUUUGCUGAAUUUAUGAAAGUUAUAUCAUUAUGAA
This is a messenger RNA of Beta vulgaris subsp. vulgaris (sugar beet), 800 nucleotides long. Its product is annotated as 40S ribosomal protein S13. The transcript has 5 exons. Lineage: Eukaryota; Viridiplantae; Streptophyta; Magnoliopsida; Caryophyllales; Amaranthaceae. The record is from RefSeq and is a predicted model, not a curated record. Gene Ontology annotation, cellular component: nucleolus; cytosolic small ribosomal subunit; ribosome. Gene Ontology annotation, biological process: translation. Gene Ontology annotation, molecular function: small ribosomal subunit rRNA binding; structural constituent of ribosome. Bases 136 to 591 code for a protein of 151 amino acids.